Molecule: messenger RNA, 1053 nt
Organism: Onychomys torridus (southern grasshopper mouse)
Lineage: Eukaryota; Metazoa; Chordata; Mammalia; Rodentia; Cricetidae
Product: zinc-alpha-2-glycoprotein-like
Exons: 4
Coding region: 19-1053 (344 amino acids)
Biological process (GO): immune response; positive regulation of T cell mediated cytotoxicity; antigen processing and presentation of endogenous peptide antigen via MHC class Ib
Cellular component (GO): external side of plasma membrane
Source: RefSeq, a predicted model, not a curated record
ACUCUGCACUAUGACCUCAUGGCCUUGUCUCUGCAGGGCUCAAGGAAGUUCGAAUUCAGGGCCCAGGGAUACAUUGACAAUGAGCUCUUCCUGCGCUAUGAUGGUGAGAGGACAAGAACAGAGCCCUGCGGGCCGAGGAUCAAGGGACAAGGAGGAGCUGAGAUGUGGGCAAGAGAGACUGAGGACAUGCAGGAGAAGGAGGAGCAACUCAGGAGGAUGCUGAGUGAGGUCAUGACCCAGAAGGGCCAGCACGGAGUCUCUGCCUGGUAUGGCAUUCACACCCUUCAGGAAACUUUUGGCUGUGAAAUCCAAGGAAACAACACUGGAGGCUUCUGGUGCUUGGGCUAUGAUGGACAAGACUUCCUCACCUUUGACCAGAAGAUCCAAAUGUGGAAAGUGUCUGUGCCUUCAGCAUACUCAUCCAAGACAUUCUGGGAGAGGCAUGGCCCCAGUGUGGAUCAAGUUAAGACUUUUUUGAAUGACAUAUGUCCUGACCAUCUCCAGAGAUAUUCAAUUUAUUUGGAGAACCAAUUGAUGGAUACAGGUCCCCCACAGGUGACAGUCUCCAGAAGGCCAUACCCAGUGGGCAGGAUCACCCUGACCUGCUGGGCUUUUAACCUGAAUCCUCCUGUGGCCACCUUGGCCUGGCUUCAGCAUGGGAAGACAGUACAGCAGCAUACCUUUGGGCCUGGGACCAUCCUUCCCAGUGGAGAUGGGACCUACCAGACCUGGGUGUCUAUUUGGGUUCUUCCUGGACAGGAACCACAUUUCACCUGCCGCCUGAGGCACCUCAGCAAGACCAUUGAUGUCCCUACUGCCCUUGAAUACGGGGCAAGCAUCCCUCCUAAGGGGGUGGGAGGCAGGGUUGGGAAGCCCCAGUGGAGUACAAUCACUACAGCUUUCAUGGUGACCUCCAGGACCUCAAGCCAGGAAAACUGGUGGAGCCACCAGCUCAGCUUCUGCUCUUGUGGCUUCUGCUUUUCCUGCCAUGUUGAUAUUUCUAUCCCGGGCCUAGAGCAGCAAGAACACACAGGACAGCAAGAGACCAGGUGA